UGCUUUUCUUCCGUAGUGCUUCAUAUCUCUUAGAAAAAAGAAAUCAUAUCAGGAGAGCCCUCUUACCUUCUAUUGUUAAUCUGUUCAUCUUCCCCCUUCUUCAGCCAACGUGAUUAAGGAGGAGAGGCAUUAAAGAUGAAGUUAACGACGGCCGGAAAGUUGAAAAAGAAGCGGUUGUCCACCGAGGAGCUCGGUAAAGUGGAACCAUCUCAGCCGUCCCAUUUAUCUCCUCCAGUCUCCCAGCCUGCCUCCUCCCUUGGAAAGGCUAAGGCUGAGGCUGAGGCUGAGGCUGAGCUAGUUCAAAGUAGCCAGCGAUGCCGGUCGCUCUCCAAGGACUCAGAGUCCCUAGAGGUUGCUCCCGCAGAACCUCCAACAAACUUGGCGCAGAGUCCCCAGCCCUCAACCACCACUAGUGGGCCUCCUCGGUCAGAUAUGAGAUCGCGUUGUCUCAAAUUACUGAAGGAGAAGGCAUCAGCCUUCAGCGCGAAGAUCCCCGCGUCUUCGCAGAGUAUGCCGCCACCUGAAGCUUGGCCGAGUUUGGUUACGCCAUGCGUAGUAUGUCAACGACGGAGUUGGAGAAAUACGAAUAUUCCUUACUGUCUCAGUUAUUGGUGUGCAAUUGGGAAUUGAUGGAGCGGAUUAAGCGUCUCAGUGCAGAUUAUGCCGAGUCCCAAGCUCAAGAGACUAAGCUACGGUCCUUGGCUGAGUCCUGGGAAAAGGAGGCUAAGGCAGUCAAAGCUGAAAAAUCGUACCUCUCUGAGCAGAUGACUAAGGUCCUAAUUGAACUAGAUAAGAGCAAGGCUGAAUCGGAGGAGACUCGAUCCAAGGUGGAAGGGGUAAGCUCUAUGCUAGAGGGAGCCAUGACCAAGCUGGAGGGGGCGAGAACUGAGUUGCAAUUGGUUGCGAAGGAGAAGGCAUCUCUCGCAGUCAAGUUAGAGUGGUACGAGGGGGAUGAGUUGGCUGACGAAAUGUAGUCGAAUCAGGUGGAUGACCCUUUUUGUGUCUCCUGAUCGCCAUCCAAGCUAUUGUGUCUUAUUUUGAAUUCUAUUUUGAAAAGGUGAGGGCUAUCGAUGUCCAAUUGUAUAUUUGUAUUUCCGUGAUUUAA
Molecule: messenger RNA, 1105 nt
Organism: Zingiber officinale
Lineage: Eukaryota; Viridiplantae; Streptophyta; Magnoliopsida; Zingiberales; Zingiberaceae
Exons: 3
Coding region: 549-974 (141 amino acids)
Source: RefSeq, a predicted model, not a curated record